GAGGAGAGGGCAGUACGAGACCGGAACCUCCUCCAAGUUCAAGACCAUGACCAGCCCAUUCCUUGGAAGGUGCAGUUUAACCUGGGCAACAGCAGCCGGCUGAGCAACCAGUGCCGCAACUCCAUCCAGGGCAAGCACCUCAUCACCGACGAGCUAGGCUAUGUCUGUGAGAGGAAGGACCUGUUGACAAAUGGCUGCUGCGAUGUGAGUGUCCCCAGCACGAAGCAAUACUGCUGUGACGGCUGCUUGGCCAGUGGCUGCUGUGGAGCUUACGAGCACUGUGUCUCCUGCUGCCUGCAGCCCAGCAAGCAACUUCUUCUGGAGCGCUUCCUCAACCGGGCAGCUGUGGCCUUCCAGAACCUCUUCAUGGCAGUGGAAGACCACUUCGAAUUGUGUUUGGCUAAGUGCAGGACCUCGUCCCAGAGCGUACAGCAUGAGAACACCUACAGGGACCCCAUAGCCAAGUACUGCUAUGGAGAGAGUCCACCCGAGCUCUUCCCUGCCUGAUGGCUGCCACCUGGGCAGGAGCCCGUUGCAGAACCCAUCUGGAGCCAGACCACAGCGCCCAGGCCACUCCACUGCGAGGGCACAGGGAGUACUGGACACCGUGGCCCUGACAUUUCCUCUCAGCACUGGGUGCCAGAUGACAGCGCCACCUCCGGCCUCACCCCUGGGAAAGAACGUGGGCCCCGCUGGCAGGAGCUGGUCUUCUUGGAGCACGUGACCCUGGCCCCUGUGCAGGGCCCUGAGAUCCGGGCCCCUCACUGUACACUGUACGAUUAUUUAUUGGACGCCUCUGGAAUAGUGGGAAGGCGAGGUUAUGUGGGAAGUGCCUUCUGUUCUAGUUGAAUACACUCCAGGAGGUUGUGUUGUGUCCUUGUGUCGAGUCACAAGAACUAAGUCAUCCCUUCACUCCAAGGGUCUUCUCUCUAGGUAGUUACUUUUGGUUUUGUCUCAACAACAUCUUAAAAGUCAGCCUUUAACAUGUCCCUUCAUCUGAAAUUACCCCAAACCCCAAGACAUGGCUUCAUCCUCAGCCUCAGCAGAACAUUCAGCAGUGGCCUGUGUGCCUCUCCUGUAUCUGAGGUGAAGCACCGUGUCCACCAGUCCCCAAGGGCUGUCCGGUGGAGUCCGCUGUCAUGUCCCGGCUGCAGUCAGUCACCAGCCUUGGUGUGGGACGCCUCCCCUGUUGUCUGUCCCAGAGGCCACUGCGAGGCCAUGGGCUGCUAAGCAGCCAGUGCAUCAGCAGCCUGUGCAAUGUGGUUUUCCUCCGGAGCCGCAGCUCCCAGGGGCGUAGCAGACACAAAUGUUGGGUUCCCUAUGAUUUGUGAAGAACAGAAGCCCACCUUCCCAUGGAAGGCCUGCAGAGGUUUUGCACAUUCCUCCCCCACACCUCCAUGGAGGUGGUGGUUCUCCUGGCUGGAGAGCCGCCCACAUAGGCUGCUACAGGCCCCGGAUCCAUGAGCUUAAAGUGCAUUGGGCUCCAGACUUGGAGUAUUUGGUCCUAAGAUCAAGACACCUCCCAGUGAAGAAAGCACGCGUGCUGUUCCUGUCCAUAGUCUCCAGGUGGGCCAGGUCUUCAUGUUUCCCGAUACUCAAGUUGUCCUGGGAGCAGUGUUUUAUGAUCUGUGUGUGUGUGUGUGUGUGUGUGUGUGUGUGCGCGUGCGCAGGGGUUCUGGGAUUUGAACUCAGGGCCUUGUUUGCUUGGCAAGCACUCUACCACUUGAACCAUGCCCCCCAGCCCAAUUUUCUAAUUUUUCCAUGGAGCCUUCAGCCUUAGGUGUCAACAAAUCUGUUUGCAUGGGAGCCUUCGAUUCUCUGAGUUCAGCAGUGUGGAGGCAGACGAGAGCCCUGUGACCUGUCUGCGCAGCCACUCUGCGUAGCUGCCGUGUCAAUCUUCCCUUGGCUCACAUUGGUGUCGCCCUCUUCUCAGAGCUUGUUCUGACCCCUGAGCACAGCAGCCGAUGUAGUGUGAACCUCGGGUCAGCUUCACACUUAAACAGCGCAUCCUACAUGUUCCGUGACCUCACACAGGAACUGCAUCCUCACGGUCCACAGUAAGGUCUGCUUGAAUUUCUACUUGGUAGAUAAGGGAAAUCAAGAGGUGAGGUGACCUGCAGAGUCCCCGCUGAGGUAUAAUGACAGAACCCAAACAAGGGCUUCACCUCCCAUUCUGGUCUGCUAUUCUUCCCACCGCCCCCACCAGUUCCAGAGCCAAAUCUCCCCACACUGCCUCCCUGGAAGUGCAUAGUGGCCUGCAAAAUCUGCUUGCAUUUGCACUUAAUUCAGAGGUGGAGACUUUUGAAUGAAGCCAUCUCCCAAGUACCUGGCGCACCCUCUCUGGCCUCAUGUGCCAGGGCCCCUUGCUGUUCUGUUCUCUCUGCUUGGUUUCUGGUUCCCUUGACCGGGUGUCUACAGUUGAGGACCUUGUGUCAUCAUCUGGUGUACUCAGAGCUUUGCAAAGCACGUGUUGGCAGUUCAGGCAAAGAUCGAAGAAGGGAUGAAAACACCUUUAGUUCAGGAAAAUGGGUUAUAUAGUGUCUUACUUAGACUUAAAGGUGACUGGGUAACUCGAAGUGAGGCAGGCUCGAGUUAGGGAAAGUUCGGGACUCAUAGAAAAUAUAUGACUUAAUAUUGCAUUUCAGAUUGACUCAGGGACCACCCAUGCCUCUCCCUACUCGUUGAUCUUGGAUGGGAAUCUCCUGGGUCUUCCUGUAGGUUAUCGUAGGUUUUAAAAGCACCUGGAAAAGAGAAGCGCUCAGUCUGGGAUGUAGCUCGGUGGUACAGCGCUUGCCUAGCAUGCGUGAGGCCCUGGGUUUGAUCCCAGCACCAAAAAAGAAAAGACAAAAAGAAAAAAAGAGAAGCGCUCUCCUGCUUCCAGAUUCUACCUGUAUUUCCCUUCCGGAACUUUAGUAAACUCCAUUUACACCCACGUGCCCUGCCAUGGAUCCUUCCACAUAGGACACAGAGACUUUUGAAAUCUUCUGACCUUAGGCCGCACCGUUGCUUUUACCAAAAGCAUUUCCCUCUGUUCUGAAGCUUUUGUUUAAAUACUGUGCUCAUGCCAUCUUCCCAGAGAAACAAAACACACAGCAGAGGGAAGAGGCUCCCACACCAUGGCCACACACUGAGAUGCUGGUAUUAAAGGUGAGCCCCAGGGCUCUUGGAGAAGCAGAGGCCCCGGGAGCAGCAAUCACACUCCUGAGCGUGCUCCCCCCAAGGCCUGACACAGGGGAAACAACUCAGUUGACAUUGGUUCCAAGGGAAGCAUUGGGUGCAGUUGCAAUUUGCAGGAUUGUGAGCGAGCUUUCCUGUUCUUGGGGUCUGUGGAGAAGUCAUCAGUGUAUGGAGAGGCUGUUAGUAAUAACAGCCUCUGUUAGUGAGGUGCUGUGAAGCCUCAGGCCCUUCAUCUGUAAAAUGGGAUCACAGCAUCCCCUCCCAGGGUUUCUGAGGAGUGUCAGCAUGAGCCAGGGUGCUGCUUGGGACUGCAAC
This is a messenger RNA of Castor canadensis (American beaver), 3492 nucleotides long. It is a transcript of the gene Spring1, whose product is annotated as SREBF pathway regulator in golgi 1. NCBI's taxonomy places the organism in Eukaryota, Metazoa, Chordata, Mammalia, Rodentia, Castoridae. The record is from RefSeq and is a predicted model, not a curated record. Gene Ontology annotation, biological process: positive regulation of SREBP signaling pathway.